Molecule: messenger RNA, 11855 nt
Organism: Oncorhynchus mykiss (rainbow trout)
Lineage: Eukaryota; Metazoa; Chordata; Actinopteri; Salmoniformes; Salmonidae
Product: protocadherin-16
Biological process (GO): homophilic cell-cell adhesion
Cellular component (GO): plasma membrane
Molecular function (GO): calcium ion binding
Source: RefSeq, a predicted model, not a curated record
UCCGUGCAAGGAGAGGCAGCAGCGGCAGUAGCUCUGCAACUAGACGCUCCAGUAACUGUUAGUGUGGAUGCUGUCCCGAUUCCGAGAAGUUGAUAACGUUCUGACUACAAAAUUGAAACCAAAGAAAGGAAACGUUCGCGGAAAAAGUUGUUUUGAAUUGCAUAUCCCUCGUCACCUGUACCUGAUAGGGGACAAGAGGAGGUUGCUGGAGGGAAAACGCAUUCACCAUCCAAAGGGAUACUUUCUAAAGGAUACCGCUUUGUCUUUCUGGAAUGGAUAUAAUUUAGUGUUUUUUUUAAACUUUAAUUUAGAUUUGUAAUCUAUAUUUUUUACUCCACAAGGGAUUCGUUUGAAGAAGCGACCGUUAAUAGUUGGGAUAUUUGCUAACAGACGUGCGCUCAAAGAGGCAGAGAAGAAGCAGAUGAAUGUUUAGGAAGAAGCCAUCAGAAUGAAGACCGAGGCCAAGGGUUUGGGGUGGUCUGUGUCGAGGUCGCUGCAGGAUGAGGGCCGGUGGAGCCGAGGGGUCCUGCUGCUGGCCUACAUCGUCCUGGAGCUGAUCACUGUCCACUCCUCCACCGUCCUGGGGAACCUGGAGCUCCAGCUGGACGAGGAACAGCCAGCCGGGACCAUCGUAGGGGACAUCAGUGCUGGGUUACCGCCUGGCGUCACCGCAAGUCUUUACUUCAUAUCAGACCAUGAGGGCACCGGGGUGGGGAGUGACCUGGACAUAGAUGAGAGCACGGGCAUCAUCAAGACAGCCAAGGUGUUGGACCAUGAGCUGAGGGACCGGUACAACUUCAUUGCCGUGACUAUGACAGGCUUGACCAUUGAAGUGACAAUCACUGUGAAUGACAUCAAUGACCACGCUCCCACAUUCCCCCGGAGGAGAGCGGCGUUCAAGAUCCCGGAGAUGACGGCAGUGGGAACCAGGUUCCCCCUAGAGCCGGCGGUGGAUGGGGACAAGGGCCAACUGACUACCCAGGGAUACCUCAUCAAAGACGGGAACCCCGGCCAGGCUUUCCUCUUGGAGACCCGGAGAGGAUCAAACCAGGUUCUCUAUCUGGAUCUGGUGGUCAACACUCUUCUGGACAGUGAGACCAGACCGUCUUAUACUUUAUCCCUGGAGGCGUUCGAUGGAGGCUCCCCUAAGAGGACUGGUCAGAUGGUGCUAGAUGUGAUGGUUCAGGAUAUCAACGACAACGCUCCAGUCUUCAACCAGAGUCGCUACCACGCCAUUAUCUCAGAGAAUCUGCAGCCGGGUAGCAACAUUCUCCAAGUCUUUGCCUCUGACGCUGACCAGGGAGACAACGGCCUUGUUCUCUAUGAGAUCAACCGCAGGCAGAGCGACCCAGAGCACUACUUCAUAAUCGACGCGCGAAUGGGUGUCAUCACGCUCAACAAGCCGCUGGACUUUGAGAUGCGGAGGGUCCACGAGCUUGUGGUCCAGGCGAGGGAUAACGCCACGCAGCCCGAGGUUACCAAUGCCUUCGUCACAAUCCACGUCCGGGACUACAAUGACAACCAGCCCACCAUGACCAUCAUCUUCCUCAGCGAAGACGGUUCCCCACAGAUCUCCGAGGGCGCCCAGCCUGGCCAGUACGUCGCACGCAUCUCCGUCACCGACCCGGACUACGGAGAAUACGCCAAUGUCAACGUCUCCUUGGAAGGAGGGGACGGGAAGUUUGCCCUGACCACCAAGGACAACAUAAUCUACCUGAUGUGUGUGGACCAGAUCCUGGACCGAGAGGAGAGGGACACAUACGAACUCAGGGUGAUGGCUACAGACGCAGGCACCCCUCCUCUCAGGGCUGAGUCCUCCUUUACGAUACAAGUCACUGACGUUAACGACAACCCUCCUCUGUUUGAUCAGCAGGAGUACAGGCAGGCAAUACCUGAGGUAGUGUUCCCAGGGAGCUUCGUGUUGCAGGUCACGGCGAGAGACAAUGACCAGGGGCCCAAUGGAGACAUCACAUACAGCCUCCUCCAGGAUGGCCAGGCCGGCCAGGAUGAGAACCAGGCCCAGUGGUUCACCAUCGACCCAGUAACAGGGAUCAUCACCACGCUCUCCCAGCUGGAUUACGAGUCGCAGCCCAGGCCAAGUGUGACUGUGGUGGCUACAGACGGAGGGAGGCCUUCCCUGUCCUCCACAGCUCUGGUCCAUGUGUUACUACAAGAUAUUAACGACAACGAACCUGUGUUCGGUAGCAACUUCUACAACGUAUCCAUCAAGGAGAACACGGCUGCUGGGUCCUGCAUCCUACAGGUGACAGCGACAGACGCGGACGGCGGCUCCUUCGGCUCCAUCAGUUACUCUCUCGGGUCAGGAAUCAACAGUGCUGUCCCCUCCCAGUUCUCUGUAGGGAAGGAGACAGGACAGAUCUGUACCAACGUGGCUCUGGACAGGGAUCAGGGACCAACCAGCUAUGACUUUACCGUCACCGCCGUGGACGGGGGCGGUCUGAAUUCCAUGGCCUAUGUCAGGGUUGACCUGCUGGACAUCAACGACAACAGACCAGUCUUCUACCCUGUGAGCUACGCCGUCAGCCUCAGCUCCCAGAGUGCACCUGGCACCUCUGUCGUCAAGGUUACGGCCCUUGACCCCGACACUGGGGAGAAUGGGAGGGUCAUGUACCGAACCGUCCCCGGGGGCAACUCCCCCUUCUUCACCCUCAACAAAGACACAGGUGUGAUCUCCCUGUCCCGGUCGCUGCACGGCAAGGCCAACACGGUGAUCCCCAUGGUGGUUUCAGCCCAGGACGGAGGGGGUCUGGCAGCACUGGUCAACGCCCGGGUCAACAUCAGUGUGGUGGCAGGCCUGGUGGCGCCCCCUGUGUUCGAACACAGCCAGUACAGCUUCACUGUGUCUGAAGACGUACUGCGUGGGACUGAGGUUGGCAUCGUACAGGCCAUCAGUAAGAACGGCGUCCUCAGUAAGGACAUCCUGUACAGCAUCUCCUCUGGAGACCCUGCUGGCUACUUCACCGUGGACCCAGAGAGCGGAGCCCUGCGGACCAGCCUUCCUCUGGACCACGAGGCCCAGCCUUCUCUAACCCUGGAGCUCCAGGCACGUAGCGGCAGCCCCCCUGCCUUCGGUCAGACCCACGUCCACAUCACAAUCCAGGACAUCAACGACAACACUCCUGUCUUCCUGCCCUCCUCUUCUGAGUCUCUCCUCCUCCCGGAGCACACAAAGAUGGGGACUAUGGUCUACCGCGUCCAGGCCCAAGACCGAGACUCCGGUAUCAAUGGCCAGGUGACCUUUGACCUUUCCUCCACCGCAACCUCAAGUGGAGGUCAAAGAACCUUUUCCAUGGAGCGCAGUACAGGGGAGAUCCGGCUGGUCGGCGAGCUGUCGUACGACGUAACGCCGCGCUAUGACCUGACGGUGACAGCUAAAGAUGGUGGCGCUCCCCAGCUGAGCUCUACCAUGAUGCUUGUGGUGCACGUCCAGGCGGAGAACGACCACGGUCCCAUGUUCGACACCCUGACCUAUCGCGUGGAGCUGAGGGAGAACACCCCGCUCAGCACAUGUUUCCUACAGGUGCGAGCUCUGAGCCGGGACACCGCGGGUUCAGGGUCCUCCUCUCCACUGGCAUUCCACCUGAGACCUGACGGAGACGCAGCAGGGUUUGGCAUCGCAGUAGACAGCGGCUGGCUGUUUGUGAAGAGUGCCCUGGACAGAGAGGUGAAGGACAUGUACAUGUUGAUGGUUCUGGCCACGGCAGGCCACGGGCAGCUGAAGAAGACGGGCAGUGCCACAGUGAGGGUGUCGGUGACCGAUGAGAACGACAACUCUCCCCGUCUGAUCCAGGCGAGGGCUUUCCUGGCCGUGAGAGAGAACCUUCCGGCGGGUUCAGGGUUCGGACGGGUGUUGGCUACGGACCGAGACACGGGCCUCAACGGCAGGCUCAGUUACAGACUUCUACACCCAGACAGACACUUCCAGAUCAACUCACACACAGGUGAGAUCAGUACCCGUGUAGGUCUGGACAGGGAGCAGCAGAGUAGUUACCAGGUGUUGUUGGUGGUCCAGGAUGGAGGUACUCCCCCACGCAGCGCAACAGGGACAGCCUUCAUCACCGUCCUGGAUGAGAACGACAACACCCCCUCCUUCAGGCACAGCCAGCCUGGCAGAGGACUGACCAUGCAGGUGAUGGAGGGCCAGGCAUCAGGUCUACUGCUGGGGAAAGUACAGGCCAAUGACCCUGAUGAGGGAGAGAACGGCACUGUGUACUACUCCAUGUCAGGUCCCAGAGCAGAGCGUUUCUCUCUGAACCCGACUACAGGUGAACUGCGUUCCUCCUCUCCUCUGAGUCGCUCUGACAGAGCUGAGUACAGCUUCACUGUGACCGCCACUGACCGAGGCCAGCCAUCUCACAGCGCUACCUGUACACUACACAUACAGGUCCAGAGUGCGAGCAGAGCUCCUUCCAAAGCCAACUCCCUCUCCAUGUCCUUUAACUCUGUCGAGGAGGCCAAACCAGGCUCUAUGAUUGGCUCUGUGAGGUCACAUGAUGGCUUUGAGCUCCCUGAGGCCGGUCAGGUGACCUACACGGUGGUGGGCGGGUCAGACCGAGACGGAACGUUCAUGGUGGACCGUCAGACAGGUGACGUGUACCUGGCGAGGGAGCUGGAUUAUGAGCGCUCCGCCCGCUACACACUACAGAUAGAGGUGGACGACUUCUCCAUGACGUUACCCAGCAGCCACCUGGUGCAGCUAGACAUCGAGGUGGAGGACAGCAACGACCAUGCACCCCGCUUCCCGGAGGACCCCGUUACCGUGGUGAUACCUGAGAAUAUGGAGCCUGGGGCGUCCAUCUACACCUUCCAGGCCUCGGAUCAGGAUGGAUCAGGGCCCAACAGCCUGCUGACCUACUCCAUCCUGCACCAGUACCCUGACCUCACUGACCUCCUGGUGCUUGACCCUUCCACUGGCGUCCUGACCCUGGCACAGGAACUGGACCAUGAGGUCACUUCCUCCCUUAUCCUGGUCGUCCAGGCAACAGACUCCGCUCUGAAUGCCAGCCAACGGCGCUGGGGCUCGGUGACGGUGAGGGUGUUUGUGACAGAUGAGAAUGACAACGCUCCAGUGUUCAGCUCGCCAUCCGCGGUUAGCGUCAUGGAGGACCAGCCUGUGGGUUUCGUGGUUCUCUACGUUGUGGCGCGAGAUGCCGACCAGGGGGAGAACGGACGGGUCAGCUACUUCAUCGAGACUGGCAACGCUGGAGGGACAUUCAGCCUCAACCCUAAUACUGGUUCUCUUUCUAUCCUGAAGGCCAUCGACCGGGAGGAUCAGGACCUGUUGAACCUGACCAUCGUAGCCCAGGACCACGGGGUACCAGCGCUCUCAUCCAGCCAGCUGCUGUCUGUCCAGGUCAUCGACGUGAACGACCAGGUGCCCUGGUUCCAGGAGAACCAGUACCAAGCCCAGAUUACAGAGAACCAGCCUGCAGGAACCACUGUUCUGGUAGUGUCGGCCUCCGACCUGGACCAAGGUACCAACGGCCAGGUGACAUAUGGAGGCAUCUCUGACGAGGGUUUUAGCAUCCACCCAGCUACAGGUGUUAUAACCACCACUAAAGCCCUGGACAGAGAGGCACAGGAACAAUACACACUGACAGUGUAUGCCCGAGACGGUGGCGUGCCUCCUAACUUUGCCCGGGCGGCAGUGAAGAUCCAGGUGUUGGAUGAGAAUGACAACGCCCCAGCAUUCAGUAGACUGUACUACAGUCUGGAGGUGCCUGAGAACAUGGAGGCUGUUGAGCUUUUCACCCUCAGAGCUAUUGACCUGGACACUGGGGACAGCGGAGAGAUGACCUACACGAUCACAACGGGCGACCCGUCAGGUGACUUCCGUGUGGACAGGAAGUCAGGUGUUCUCUCCACCUCCAGACCGCUGGACAGGGAACAUAGGGCCAGGUACAGUCUGACAGUGACAGCCCUUGACGGGGGCUCUCCGGCCCUGAGCAGCACGGCCACAGUAGAGGUCACUCUCCUGGACGUCAACGACCACAGCCCCCAGUUCACCAGCCCCAGCUACACCACUGACCUCUCUGAGGAUGUUCCCAUUGGCUCCCUGGUGCUGGAGGUCUCUGCUACUGACCUGGACCAAGGGUCUAACAGCCAGGUGCUGUACUUCCUGUCGCGUGGCUCCCAGGGCAUGUUCAUCAUCGACCAGCACACGGGACAUGUCAUCACCGCCGCUCCGCUCGACCGAGAACGAACCGCGUUGUACACUUUCGAUGUCUGCGCCAUAGACUCGUCCCCCGCCAGCCCUCGCAACUCCACCGCCACGGUCACCGUGUAUGUACAGGACGUGAACGACAACGCUCCAUUCUUCAUCCAGGACCCCCUCGUCAUCAACAUCUCAGCCUCCAAUGUCUCCUCCCAUCGCGUCCUGUCCACCAUGCGGGCGGAGGACCGGGAUUUUGGGGCCAACGGCUCACUGUUCUACCGCUUCGCCAGCCCUGUCCGGGGCUUCACCAUCAACUCUCUGACCGGGGACAUCCAGGCUACAGAGAAGCUGCAGGGACUGACCCAGGGCCAGAGGACUCUGAUUGUAGAGGCUAUGGACCAGGGAAGCCCAGCUCAGUCCUCUCUAGGAGUGGUGGUCAUCUACAUCAGAGAACAGACCUACAGGGGGAUCCGCUUCUCACGCCACGCUAGAGACGUCAGCCUGCAGGAGAACGCCGCCAAAGGUACCGCUGUGGUGCAGACUCAGGCCCAGUACCCUGAUGGAUCCCGUAGUGGGAUCAGUUACAGCAUCUUCAGCGGCAACACCCUACACUCCUUUGGAAUCAGCUCCUCCACUGGUGAGAUCUGGGUACAGAGCUCCAUGGGGCUGGACUAUGAGGAGACCCCUAGACUCCGCCUAGUGGUGAAGGCUGAAACUGCAUCCUCCAGUUCCUUCAUGGCGGUCAACCUGAUCCUUCAGGACAUCAAUGACAACCUGCCACGCUUCCAGCUGCAGAACUAUGUAGCCUACAUACGAGAGGCACAGGGAUAUCAUUUCCCUAUCAUACAGGUGGUGGCUGAUGACCUGGACCAGGGCCAGAAUGGUCAGGUGACCUACAGCCUGAGGUCGUCGUCUCUCAGCGGUCUGUUCAAGAUCGACCCGCUGACCGGAAGCAUCACCACCGCCGCUAUCAUGGACCGAGAGAUCUGGACACAAACCAAGCUGGUUGUUACUGCAACGGACCGGGGCACACCACGAUUGGCCGGCUCGGCGACCCUCACGGUGAUAAUCGUGGACCUCAAUGACAACAGUCCUACAAUCCCCUUGCCGCGCGAGAUCAGAGUGCCAGAGAACACUCUGAUUGGCUCGGUAAUAACCCAGGUGACUGGAAACGACGUUGACUCAGGCCCAGCCCUGUCCUACACCCUCCACCUGGACCUGUCCUCCCAGGGCGUGUUUGGGAUCCACCGCUACGGGGGCGGGGUGUCUCUGACCGCCCCUCUGGACUACGAGGAGAGGACCUGGUACACGCUGACUGUCAGGGCUACUGACUCCAAACACCAGACUGAAGCUAACCUCACCAUACUGGUGGAGGAUGUCAAUGAUAACGUUCCUACAUUCACACAGGAUCUUUACCAGGUGAUUCUGGCAGAGCACACCCCAGCUGGCAGUGCAGUUGUCACUGUGACAGCCACGGACAGCGACUCUGGAGAGAACGGCCGUGUCAUGUACAGAGUGAUGUCAUCAACACGGGACAUCUUCUACAUCGACCCCAGCAAUGGUACCCUGUUCAUCACCCAGCAGGCAGAGUUUGACUCUGAGAACCCUUCUAUCCUGGUGGUAAUAGAGUCCAGAGACAUGGGAACACCAGCCCUCUCCUCCACCGCUACUGUACAGGUCCAGGUGACUGACGUCAACGACAACGCGCCCGUCUUUCACCAAUCAGAGUACAGAGCCACGGUGUCGGAGGACGGCCUCCCGGGCGCCACCAUCCUGACCCUGGAGGCGGCCGACGGCGACACGUCACGCGACAACUGUGGCUUUGACUUCACUAUAGCCAGCGGAAACGCAGGCAAUGCCUUCCAGAUUGAGAGCAGUGUACGCUUCCUAGAAGGACAGGGCUUUCAGACAGUAGGCAGCCUGGUAUUGACCGGUGAGGGGCUGGACUUUGAGGCGGUGUCCAGUUACAACCUGACCGUGGUCGUGUCAGACCGCGGCGUGCCCCAGAGGAGCUCGGCUGUCUCUGCGCUGAUCAGUGUGACGGAUACUAAUGACAACCCUCCGGCGUUCAGCAGGGCAGAGUACAGUGUGGUGGUGAGUGAAGGAGCAGCCACAGGGACUGAGGUCCUCAGCCUGUCUGCAACAGACCCAGACUCCCCGGCCGUAGGGAAGGUGCAGUACCUGAUCAGCUCUGGGGAUGAGACGGGUAUGUUCCAGGUAGACCGCUGGACCGGAGCCCUGAAGCUGCAGAGACCACUGGACAGCGAGAGACAGGCAUCCCAUGUGAUCAUUGUGCAGGCGACAGAUGGACAGGGUCACUAUGCGCUGGCUCCUGUCACUGUGGAGGUGAAGGACAUUAAUGACAACAGACCUUACUUCCCUCUGCCCAUCCUCACUGCCAGCGUCAGAGAGAACCAGCCUCACAACACCCUUGUCACCAUGCUGCACGCCAUCGACCAGGACACGGGAGUCUUCGGACAGCUGAGGUACUACAUGUUGGACAAGACUGGAGAGGGGAAAGACUCCUUCCUGCUCAACCAGACGUCAGGCGAGGUCCGGACUCGCUCUACCUUUGACUUUGAGAAGGUCAACUGGUUCAACUUUGUAGCUCUAGCCAUGGACGCAGGGAACUACUCUGCCACGGUGACCAUCCAGGUGUACGUGAUGGGGGAGGAUGAGUACGACCCUGUGUUCUCCGACUUAGAGUUCUCCUUCCUGGUUCCUGAGGGGGCGAAGAAGGGCCAGAGCAUCGGUCAGGUGACAGCCAGAGACGAGGACGAGGGAGUGGACGGGAUUGUUCUGUACUCCCUAGCUGACCCCUCGCCCUACUUCCAGGUAAAUGCAUCGACAGGUGUGGUCUCCCUGAAGAUGGACAGCCACGUUCGACACUUGAGCAGGGCCAAGAGGGAGGUCCGUGUGAUGACCCUUGACCUGAUGGCCCACAGCCCUCUGGAGACGUCCCGCGUGGCCACCGCCCGCCUCACCAUUGAUGUGACAAACACAUCCUUCGGCCUCGUGUCGGACAUGAAUCUGCUGCUGGUCAGUGUGAUCGCUGUGUCCCUGGGAGCCAUCCUCAUCCUCAUCUUCAUCGCCAUGUCUCUGUUUUGUGUGAGACUGAGACGUCAGAGGAAGGAGCAGCAGAGUCGCUGCAGACCUCCAGCCUCUCCCGGCCAUGGCACCAUGCUACACAAACUAGAGGAGACUAAAGUUACCGACACUGACCGGAACGACCGCAUCUACCAUCAGGCCUUACCAGGGUACGUUUCCGACCAAACAGGGAGUGGAGGGGGAGGGCCAUACCCCCGCGGGGGCUCCCUGGACCCAUCCCACUCCAGCGGGCGUGGCUCAGCGGAAGCGGCGGAGGACGAUGAGAUCCGGAUGAUCAACGAGUACCCCCGUGUCUCCUCCAUCUCUUCAUCCAUGCAAGAACACAUCUCAGCCCGAGGGCCAGACUCUGGUAUCCAGCAGGACGCUGACCAGCUGUCUGACAUCUCGUGUGAGCCCAACAUUGACGCCAACCAGUGGUUUAAGGCCAAGAAGCUGGCCAAUCUCAGUGGGACUCUGCUGGCUGGGCAGGUGCCUGUCUACAGGGAGGAUGGAGGAGGUUAUCUGGGGGUAGGGAGGGGGCUGAACAUCUCCCACCCUAAAGACUAUGCCUUCCCAGUGGAUGGUAAACCCGCUGUGGAUGGCUCCCUCACAGCCAUAGUGGCCAGUGACGAGGAGCUGAGGGGUAGUUAUAACUGGGACUACCUGCUGAACUGGUGUCCACAGUUCCAGCCAUUAGCAAGCGUCUUCACGGAGAUAGCGAGGUUAAAGGAUGAGACGGCCACUCCUAACCCCCGCAGACCGCUCCAGCACAAAGCCAAGGUGGACCCCAAACCCCCUCGCAUUGACCCCCCGCCCCUAAUCACCUCCAUAGCCCACCCCGGCGCGAAGACAGUCCCGGUCAAGCCUGCUCCUGUCAAGCCCUCUGUGGGGAGGUCCUCCUUCCCCCACCUGGCCUCCCUACGGAGGUCCCCCAUCAGUCACGAGGGCUCCCCCUCCUCAGUAGCCAUGUCCCCCAGCUUUUCCCCCUCCCUGUCCCCCCUGGCCGCCCGCUCCCCGGCCAUCAUACCCUUCGGGGUCACCCAGGGCCCCUCAGCCUCCAUGAUCAGCACCACUGAACACAGCAUGGAGCACAUUGAAGAGGCCGAGAUGAGGAUAUAGACUCUAUCGACUCACAGGUGAGGAUAUAGAGUGUAUCGACUCACAGGUGAGGAUAUAGACUCUGUAGACUGAGAUAAGGAUAUAGACUCUAUAGACUCUGAGGUACUGGAGAUUGGAAGACUGAUACUGAGUUAUUGUUCCUCAAAAAACAGAAGUGUUGUCUCAAUUGACACUCUAUUUAGGUUGCAGGGUGGUACCCCUCCUAUUGUGUAAUGGUCACAGUAUCUGGUGUCAAUAGACUGGAUCGUACAGUGUACCUUCCAUCUGGCCAGAACACAGAGUGUGGUUAGCACUGUAGUUAAAUAAUGAAGUAACUCUCAAACCACCAAAGGUGGUAGAUGCAUCAUAAACUAAUGGGACUCUCAAACUGGACUAGAAUCAAAACUGAGACCAAAAUGGAUGUUGCCUGUUCCUGGGGACUUCCUCUUCCCUCGAUCCAAUCAGUGUCAAGAGGACUAAACUACCCAGGAUUUGCACAUUCUAACAGGGAGCCAUGAUGUCAAUAUUUUGUAGAAGAUACCUUUUUCUGUCUAUAUUUUUAUACUGACUUUGGUUUCUGACUAGAAAUGGCACUAAUUAUGUGCCAGAGGGCUGUUAUAGCCUCAGAAUAUAUUUCCAUGUGUGUAUAUUUGUAGCUAUGUAACAGUAUGUUUGAACUGUAUGUUGGUUGUAUCUCAUGUACUUAACCAUUCAUGUGUUUUUGGAACAAAACAAAGCUCUUUAUUUCUAUUAGUGUGAUUGAUUGGGGGGAUAUGCUGUCAUUUCUUGUAAAUAUUUAUUACAGAGGAGUGAAAAAGGAGCUUGCCUUGCUGGAAGAACAAAAAUAAUCUGGUAGCGUGUUGGGAUCCCUCUCAUAAUAAUUCAGUGUGCCAUAUGUGUGUCCCAAAUGGCACCUAUUCCCUAUCUAAUGCCCUACCUGGUCAAAAGUAGUGCACUAUAAAGGGAAUAGGGUACCAUUUGGGAUGCAAACGUAGUCUUUUGAGUCUUGUUUGAAGGGAUCAGUCACACAUGUUCUCAUGUCCUAAACACGUUCCUUUGUUUCUUCCCUCCAGUCUAGUUGAGGUGAACUUGACAUCUUGACAUCAUGUCCUUCCUUUCAGGUGUCCUUAAUCCCUUAAUCACGAUGAGCCUUACAGGUCUACUUGGUAUUCUAGUGGCACAGUAGACACAGACAAGGGCAGAACUACUCAGACAUAGACAGACAGGGGAGGUCAGAAAGAUUAUAGAGACCAGCAGGAAUAGAACUAAGAAAAAAAACAAUGUCAUGUAAUUCAGCAGACCGGUCUAGUUGUUAUUCUAGAGGCAGCUAAACUGCAGUUGCUGCUAAACACCUGCCAGACUGUAUAAGGGUUGUGUGUGUACCUCUGACAGACUGAAUAAGGGUUGUGUGUGUACCUCUGACAGACUGUAUAAGGGUUGUGUGUGUACCUCUGACAGACUGAAUAAGGGUUGUGUGUGUACCUCUGACAGACUG